CAAUGUUGCCGCAAGCUUGCAACAACAUUCCAAAAACAUUUCAAAGCUUCAAUGCAAUAUUACAAUAUUUCAAUGUUUCAUGUAAUGUUUCUGCAUUCAGUGUUAUACAUAUGUGACUUCGUUGUAAAAAUUAUUUUCAUAAUUUAAUCCUUUCUCCUUGAGAAAAUUUAAAAGAGAGGGAGAGGCAAGUACCUUUCCCUGCCUACCUUGGGUACGCCCAUAGACAAGGAUCGUCGAACUUCGAUUCGCCGAUAUUUUUUUUCUGACCGAACAAAUCGUGCGAGAGAAAUUCCCACCGUCAAAACAAAUUAGUCAUUUAAGUUGGUAAUUCAAGGCUAGUUGACCUUUCGGGCCACCCCCGUACAAUUCGCAAAGGGUGCGUUCUCCUACCCUGUAGUGUUCUCAGGUAUCAUUUUAUCUUUAUCUAACAUUCAGGAUACAAUAAGGGUAAAAUGAUACUUGGGUGGGGAAUCUGAACGCACCCAGGGGGUGGAGAAUCUGGCGAGUGGUAUAAAUUUUCUGAGAUUGCGCAUCAUGCUCGUCCGUACCUAUAAAACUCGCGGUGGUGCUCAAGCACGAAGCAGAGUAGUGACGAUGUAGUGAGACUUCGUACUUGAUCGUCGCGGUGUUCGCUUUAAUGGUGAAUUGGUGUAAAUCUUCACCGGAAGAUUGACCGGAAGAAAAGAGUUCAAUCUUAACUGAGAAAACGACAAUCUUGAAUUAAGGGGCUCGGGAUAUAGGGAUCAGAGAGCAAUUUUAACGAGCUUAAUUUAAAUAAGGAUACUGAGCUGGUGGACGAAGUGUAUUUUAUUAUUCUUGAUAGACUUGCGAAGGACAAAAAUAGAUGGUGGGAAAUAUAAAUAUUUACCAAUAAUUUUAAUAUAUAAACGAUGAGAUUUAUCUUAAACGAUCACUCAAACACAUCAUCAGUUGCGACACUUGUUAAUAUACCAAUCGAGCACACGUCACUUAUUGAGAUCACAUUUUCAGAUCACGAUAAAAGAAGAUGGCUGGCGAGCAGCCAAAGUACAAAUUAAUUUAUUUUAACGCACGAGGUCGUGCUGAGCAUAUUCGCUACAUAUUCGCCUAUGCGGGCAUCGACUAUAUCGACGAGAGGAUCUCGGACGAAAGCUGGCCUAGGCUUAAGAAAUCAAUGCCUUAUGGGAAACUUCCGGUUCUGGAGAUAGACGGCAAGCUAAUAGCGCAAAGCAACGCCGUGGCUCGUUACCUGGCCCGCAAGUACAAUCUCGCGGGCAAGGAUGAAUGGGAAUCGAUGCUGUGCGACUUACUAGUUGACACUUUGGGAGACUUAAAACAAUCCAUGUUUCUUUGUCGCAUAGAGGAGGAUGAUAUUAAGAAGGAGGAAAAGAAGGCAAAACUUGUGAAGGACAUAAUACCGUUUUACCUGAGUAAAUUCGAGCAAACUGUUGCCAAGAACAAUGGUUACGCGGUCGGUUCUACGACCACGUGGGCAGACUUCGUGUUCGCGGUGGCGUUGGAGAAUUUUGAGAACAUUUUUGGCGCGACUGCCUUGGAGAAUUAUCCAGCGUUACGCGGUUUGAAGAAACGGGUGCAUGAAAUUUCAACGAUCGCUAAGUGGUUGUCUCAGCGACCUCAUUCGGAAUCUUGAAAUAUAAAAAAAAAAUAGAAAAUAUUUAAUAUCUUAGGUUAUUAUCAAAAUUAUAUCAUCUCAGUGUAUGUCGAUUCGAUAGUCAUUUCUCGCCGGGUCACUGUAUUUCUGCAGAUGCUGCUUUCCAAGUUUCAUAAUCUCUGUCGAAUUUGUGGUUUCGAAAAUUGUUUGUUUAAUUACUUUUAAUGUCAAAAAUUCCUUAAAAUCGAACCGUUUUCAAUGUCGAAAAUUUCUCAAAUCAAAGCCUGUCUUUUCAAAUCAAUAUUGGAUUUCGAUAUUGUUUCACGAUUUCUUAUUUCUCACUGGAAUAUCAAUCUAAUUAAUAACCUAUCAAUUAAACACAUUGACACCUUAAAACUGUUUUAUUAGUGUUACGUCUGAGGCGAUGAUUUCUUAUUUCUUUAGGCACUUGCAUAAAUGUAACAAUAUUUGGAAUAGAGAGAAGAAGGAACCGGAAAAAAAACGUCCAUUUUAAUUAACAAAAUAAAUAAGAGAAUCCCAGAUGAUUCUUUAAUUCUACAGUUCUAUAAUUCUUCUUCUAUUCUAGAUACAUGCGGAUAUGUGUAUAUAGGUCAUUUCAUGAUUUAAAUAUAUUGAGACCUUGCAAUCAUAAGAAUAUAUUGAUUAUAUUUUUAUUGAUUUUUUUUAAAAAAGAAAUUAUUGAGUCCACCAGACGUAAUACAAAUUUAUAAGUACUUAUAAUUUUAAAUUCAGAGAACUUUGUGUACUUUUAUUACCUCUAUCGUAGCCUAUUAAAAAGUCUACUAUUACUUUUACUGCCUCGUUUUAACGAAAAGAUAUAAUACAGAUUUCGAAAUUAAAUGUAAAAACAUCCAAAACGUAUAGGGAAUUUUCGGGAUACAUAUCUUGUCGUUAGUAAAGGGCAGCAAAGUGAUUAUAGUAGUCCUUUUAAUAGAUGUUACGAAGAAAAUGAUAAGAAUGCGUUUAUUGGCGGUUAAAAACGUACUUGUGGUACGAUAACAUAGUCAAUUAUAGUUAUCAAACAAGAUUUUUAAGAGAGAAAUAUGUAUGAAUGUAUAUAUCUAUUUUCUUUCUUUAAAAAUCUUAAAAUGUAACAUUAUGCAUAUAUGUGUCAUUAUCAUAAGAAAGGGCCCAAUUGAUCGGUAAUGCUUAAUAUGGUAUUUAACGUUUUAAAUGAUAAUGACACAUAUAUAAUGUUAAGAUUACUGCUAAGUGAGAUAACAAAUGAUGUAAUAUAAAUAUACCUAAUAUGUAUGUUGAGAUAACAAAUAUAAUGUAAGAUAACUUUAUAAGUACACAUUAUUCCUAGAAUAUUAUAGGAAUAUUAUUAAAAAUUAAAAUUAAAUUGAUUGUAAUAUUUUAAAAA
Molecule: messenger RNA, 2978 nt
Organism: Solenopsis invicta (red fire ant)
Lineage: Eukaryota; Metazoa; Arthropoda; Insecta; Hymenoptera; Formicidae
Product: glutathione S-transferase
Exons: 6
Coding region: 1007-1630 (207 amino acids)
Biological process (GO): glutathione metabolic process
Molecular function (GO): glutathione transferase activity
Source: RefSeq, a predicted model, not a curated record